AUGAUUAUUUCAAACACAGCGCGCGCGGGACUUACAAUAUGCACAGUGACAACAUUUGGAAUGAUAGCAAUACCAGGGCAAAGCACGGAAGCAACUGUGACGGCGCACGAGGUACCCACUGCGUCGGCUCCGCGGGGAAAUGAUCCAAUGGAUCGGCUGGAGGCAGGUUUAAGAAGAAAGGUCAAUCGUCCGCACGUCGAAGCCGGCCCAGGCUUCUUCAAAUCAGAUCCCGUGGAGUAUUCGCCGGACCAACUCGCGAAAGAAUACAAAAAGCUGUUUGCGCUAAAACUCCAAAUCGAGAAAGAGAAUAAGCGAAGAACUUAG
Molecule: messenger RNA, 324 nt
Organism: Leptosia nina
Lineage: Eukaryota; Metazoa; Arthropoda; Insecta; Lepidoptera; Pieridae
Source: the annotation of a GenBank genome assembly